This is a messenger RNA of Pristis pectinata (smalltooth sawfish), 1596 nucleotides long. RefSeq names its product SUMO peptidase family member, NEDD8 specific (gene senp8). Bases 396 to 1031 code for a protein of 211 amino acids. Gene Ontology annotation, biological process: proteolysis. The record is from RefSeq and is a predicted model, not a curated record. Lineage: Eukaryota; Metazoa; Chordata; Chondrichthyes; Rhinopristiformes; Pristidae. The transcript has 2 exons. Gene Ontology annotation, molecular function: deNEDDylase activity; cysteine-type peptidase activity.
UUCACUGCUGUCAGUCACGCUGCUGGACAUGCGGCGUUACUGACGUCACUCACUACAGUGGGUGGGGCCACCGUUGUCAAUCAGCGGCGCGCCUUGCCCAGUCACGUACGAAGAGGGCGGGGUUUACCCGCUGUCGCCGACCUGUCCAUCAUGUCGUAGAAGGCGGGGCUCUGUCACUCGCUGGACCCCAGGAGGAAGCGUGGCUGUGAAUACUUGGUCUUGACAGACGCACCAUCAGGAUGGGACUUGUUUCCAGCUGUUAGUAAUAGACCUGUCACCUGCUCUGGUACCCCUACAGGAAAGGAAGGUUAAGGGAAGAUUGAAUUGCUGUUCAAAGACAUGCUGGUUGGUAGGUUAAUUGCCUCUAUAAGUUGCCCCUAGUGUGUAGGAACAGCAUGAAUUCAGUGAUCCUGAGCUACCAUGAUAGCUUAAUACGGCACUCAGAUUUUCUCCUCCUCAACCCACCCAACUGGCUCAAUGACCAUAUCAUAGGGUUUGCCUUUGAGUACUUUGCCACUGAGCAGUACAAGGAGUUACUGGGCAAUGUGUGCUUCAUCAGCCCUGAAGUUACUCAGUUUAUCAAGUGCACAACCAGUCAGGAGGAGCUAGCCAUCUUCCUGGAACCGCUAGCCCUGAACCAGAAGAGCUUAGUCUUCUUGGCAGUCAAUGACAAUUCUGUGCAGGCAGCUGGGGGUUCUCACUGGAGCCUGCUCCUCUACAGUAGGGACAAGAACUGUUUCAGUCACUAUGAUUCCUGCAGCAGUAUGAACGAAAGCCAUGCCCGUCAGAUAGCCAGGAAACUGCAACACUUCUUGGGAACCAAAUCCAAAGUGCCUUUCUUAGAAGAGUUGGCACCAGUCCAGAAAAACAGCUAUGAUUGUGGGAUGUAUGUAAUAUGCAACGCAGAAGCCCUCUGCGAGCAAUAUCUCAGGAGGGACCAGAGGCCACUACUGAUGGUUGUCACCCCAUCUUACAUCACGCAGAAGAGAACCAACUGGAAGAAGCUGAUCGAGCAGAUGGCAAAGGAAUAAUUAGUUCUUGCACAAACAUUUGCUUUGAUUUGUGGAUGACUCAGCUAUAUUUUUGUUGACGGAGGAAUUAUCUUUGCAGAGUUGCAGAAUGUUUAUAGUCAGUAUAAAAGGCUGUGUGGACUUUGUAUGUCAUGAAAAUUGUCCCUUGUAAGAACGCAAGGCAAUCUUGUUCCCUCACAUCACCCACUCUCUGCAAAGUAAGCUUUCUGCUGGUUGUCUUCUUUGUAAUGUUAAGGUAAUGUUGCAGUGUGGUGACACAUAACUGCUCUGUGAUGUAUUCUGACCUUGCACAAAACCACUUGACCAAAAACUGCAUCACUUUUGGUCCACGGGGAAAGAAGUAAUUGAAUUGAUAGCAACAUGUCACUACUGUCUAUGUUAAACAUCUAUCCUGUUAUUUGACAGCAUGUUAGGGUGCUUCACCACCCUGCAUUCACCUGUAGCUGAAUUAUGCACAAAUGAAGUUAAUCUGAUAUUUUCUUGAUGUUUCUUUUUGUUUUAUCUUGAAUCUUCAAACUUUGUGUGACUCAAUGUAACAGUAGAAACUGAUUUAACAAAGGGCUUG